Ostertagia ostertagi is the source of this 660-nucleotide messenger RNA. The record is from the annotation of a GenBank genome assembly. NCBI's taxonomy places the organism in Eukaryota, Metazoa, Nematoda, Chromadorea, Rhabditida, Trichostrongylidae.
AUGGCAGUGGAUACUCGUAUUCAUGCACCGUGCAACCAAAGCGUUUCAAGGACUCUUGCGAGAUUGAUUUCAAUUCAUGAAUAUGAGAGGAAUGAGCAAAACGAAAGAUUUCUGAUGUUAGAUAAUAAGCAUCCUCUUAUCACGAUUACUGGGCGACCAGGGUUACCCAUGAGACAGCUCAAUGAUGCGACGAACAAAGCGGUGAAGAUUCGCCAAAACAAACGACUGGGGACGAAUUUGGGCCAGGAGAGAGCCACAAAAGUUGCUGAUAGUUCCGUGCAAUUCGCAGUGUUUUCCGAGAACAACGCGAUGAUUGAACGUUCGACAGCCAGAAACUUGUCUGCUCAUUUGUCCCCACAACGGAUGACCUAUUGCAAGAAAGAUUGGGUGCCGUUCGCUCCGCCACGUGGAGACAAAGCGUACAUAACAAAAGGAUCGAUCUCAAUUGAUGCCAUGAACUCGGCGAAACUACCGCGUUUUAUCGAAGCAGUGCUGUGCAGUCUUAUUCCAAUUUGCGAGCGAGCCUCAAGCCAGGAGCGCACCAAGAAGUUCAUGUGCGGAAGCUUAUUAAAAGGACGUUAUCAAGAAUACUUCCAGGUUCUUCGCGUAUACGUGAAGUCGGGGUGGACAUACCACUCAUCAACGCAGUUGGAGAAUCAC